Molecule: messenger RNA, 141 nt
Organism: Acaulospora colombiana
Lineage: Eukaryota; Fungi; Glomeromycota; Glomeromycetes; Diversisporales; Acaulosporaceae
Source: the annotation of a GenBank genome assembly
AUGACCGUGUUGUUUCAAGCCGCCUUUAAUGAUGCACUUAGAGCAGAAAUUUUGAAAAGCAAAAUGAGUGGAAAAUGUACAGAUAUACCUGCUCAACAUGCUGGCAAUAAUAUUGAUACACCAGCUCGUUUUAUUGUUUGA